AUGUCAUCAGAAUCUCUGCUUGAUCCCUGCACGGUGCAGUCAGAUCCUGACCCCGAUAUCACUGGCUGGGGCGUAGUGGCGUCGUUCGUCGUCUCCGUCUCCGUCACUGUCCUCACCAUCAUGGUCGGCUAUCUGAAGGCAAAGCUUCCCAAGGACCGCUACAACCAGGUGGACUUGGCGUUUCUGUCCAAGAUCCCAGGCUGCCGCCGGAGAUUCAGGGCUCGUUGUGUGGAGGCGCAGGCUGCGUCUUCCGACUUUUCGGGCCCCCCCUCCCUCAAACGAUCGAUGACGACGAGGAUUCGACAGAGAAAGAUCCGAGUAUACGAGAGCUUCAUCAUGGCCGUCAGCGAUCAGCAGCUGGUGACGGGACUGGCCCUCGUUAUAUCGACGGAUGUUAUUUUUUGCACAAGCAGCCUCCGAGAAAAAUGGUCCAUCUACUCGUACCAGACUGCCGUGGCGUCCGCCUUCUUCGCCGCGCUGACACACUUGUCGUGCGUCACGGUUCUGCGCGACAAUCUAAGUCAGCACACAAAACUGCGUUGGAUCCGACUCGGCAUAAUGACGUUCGUGUUGAUCAACUUAGCUUUCCAUCUCAUCGUCGGACAGGCCGACUCGUUUCAGAGGGACAGUAGCUUCACCCUCGCGUGCGCGUGGCACCAGUUCAGACUCAUCCCUGUGCGAAAGUCCGGGCGUGUCAUUCUGACUCGCUUCCUAAAUCAGGUCAUCAUGGUGGGCAUGCUGGGCUACGGAUUCAUUCGACGCGCGACUGAACUGCACCUCAGAGCCAGAGCCACAGAACGCGCACGCUUGACGCCCAAAAUGUCGGCGACCGAACUGGGGGAGGGCAUAUCCCGGUAUAUGGAUGCUGUCGAUUUGAUCACAGACUUUGAGGGGAAGAAACCGAAGCGCAUGGCCACUAUUUCGCGGCACCUUGUGAUCCUGCACAUGGAGCUGUGGGAUUCUUUCUUGUGGCAGAUCAUCUGGCUCGCCUUUUAUUGGACGUUUGGUUUUGCCCAGGUCCUUUUUUACCUGUUAAAGAAUAAGUUCCGAAAGGACGAGGCUAGUUUCGGUCAGUUCAUGGCAGUCUUUCUUCUUGCUUUGCCGAUUCUAGCUGGCUGUGAGGCGCAAACCGGUAGGAAGACCAAUGCGAAACAUGAUCCUGAUUCGAACGAUGAAAAGUGGCAAGCUCAAAAGGUGGGUUGUGGACACCAAAGCCCGGUCCAUGCAAAGUCAGAGAGCAAUGUCCGCGUUCAGCAGGCCCCUCAGAACGAUUCACGAUGCUCAAGUCCCCUCCUCGCGCAAGAUUUGAGUCCCGGAAUAGUCUCACAACCAGUAAACUCGGGAGUCAGAGCGCAAAUCCUCAACCACAGGUGCCUUGUUUACACUGAGGAUCACAUGGCAGAGAUCGGUUUACAGCUAGACUUGUACCUCCAACUGAAGGAGACAUCCAAGACUCGCGUUAGUACGGCACUUUUGGUGCUCGGCCUACUCUACUUUGUCGUCCUUGAAAUCUGGGCCAUUGUCAUCUCCCGGGUCUAUGACCUGAUUCCAGAUACUAUACCCUUGACUGGGUGGUUCUCUUGCCUCAUCUCAAUAUCUGUGGUUCUUAUCAUGUUUAUAAUAUGGAUUUGGAUAACUGUUGCAACCUGGCGCCUGUCUCAUAAGAGAGCACUACAUGAGAACCUUGGUAUUGAAUACACUCCUCAGAUGUAUGCUGACGCCCUGGCGGAUAUGAUUCGAGACCGGGACAGGCAGAAGGGUGGGUUGGUGCCGCUCCGCAGUGUGAUUUCGCUCCAAGUUGAUGUGGAGGGCCAAUUUAGUGGCAAAAUUGUGUUGGCUCGUGAAAAGCUAGACUUGAGUCAAGAGUUGGUCCCUUUUAGGCCAGGAUGCGUGAUCGAGGGACGUCGCCAGGCAGCGAGUCUCGACGAAUACAAGGUUGGCUGGCUGCCGUUGUCAUUCUACCCCAAUGGUAGUGUGUAG
Messenger RNA from Cordyceps militaris CM01, 1980 nucleotides. RefSeq lists its product as uncharacterized. Bases 1 to 1980 code for a protein of 659 amino acids. The transcript is spliced from 6 exons. Lineage: Eukaryota; Fungi; Ascomycota; Sordariomycetes; Hypocreales; Cordycipitaceae. The record is from RefSeq and is a predicted model, not a curated record.